Chinchilla lanigera (long-tailed chinchilla) is the source of this 1769-nucleotide messenger RNA. It is a transcript of the gene Ier2, whose product is annotated as immediate early response 2. The transcript has a single exon. The record is from RefSeq and is a predicted model, not a curated record. Lineage: Eukaryota; Metazoa; Chordata; Mammalia; Rodentia; Chinchillidae. Bases 18 to 863 code for a protein of 281 amino acids.
UGGGCGGGGCGCCGCUGAUGUCAUCUUGGGUACAAAAGGGCUCGAGUGGCCGGCUCCUGGGCAGAGCUUACGACCUGACGGCGUUGAGAGAAUUGGCGCGUCUUCCGCAGAGCACCAACCGCUAUCUGUUCCGCGCUGCUCAGAGUCCCUGUAUCCCUUACCGUCGAGUUGCCAUGGAGGUGCAGAAGGAGGCACAGCGCAUCAUGACACUAUCGGUGUGGAAAAUGUAUCACUCGCGUAUGCAGCGCGGAGGCCUGCGCCUGCACCGAAGUCUGCAGCUGUCGCUGAUCAUGCGCAGCGCCCGGGAGCUCUACCUCUCGGCCAAAGUGGAGGCCCUCGAUCUCGAGGCGCCCUCGCCGCCCGCCCGCUGCCCGGACCCGCGCCUGCACCCGCCGCGGGAAGUGGAAGUGCCCGCCGCGUGUGUGCCCCCCGACGGGGAGCAGCCGUUGCCGGAGCCUAUGGACACGCAGGAAGAGGAGGAGGCGCCCCCCAGAGCCGCGGAGACGGAGACUCUGGUCCGUUGCUCCCCGCGCCCCGCCAGGGUCUGCCGCAAGCGACGCAGUAGCAGCCUUAGCGACGGCGUGGACGCCGGCCUGGUCCCCAGCAAGAAGGCCCGCUUGGAGGAGCAGGAGGAGGCAAAGGACUCGUCCUCUGAGGUUCCCGAUUGCCUGCCGCCCCCACCCGCUCAGGCGGAAGGCGCCUUCCCCAACCUGGCGCGCGUCCUGCAGCGAAGCUUCUCCGGGCUCCUGAGCCGCGGCCCUGCCGCUUCCCCGACGGCGCCCCCCGCGCGUGACGCCAAGCCGGCCUGUCGCCCGGCGGACCCGAUGCUGAGCGUGCUUGUGCGCGCCGUGGUGGCCUUCUGAGGACCGAGCCCGCUGCCGGAGCCAGAGAGCGCGCCGAGCCGUCGACCCGAGUGCGCAACACAAGGCGUUACGCCCUCCCCGAGGCAUGUGAGCCAGCGGGAGCGGAGGAGGAGCGAGGCGGCCGCCCGGGCUGAGGGAGCCGCAGAGGGACAGUGCCCGGGGAUCGUCGCCGUCCACGCUGCGGCGGCCCAGGAGCCGGGGGGCGCGGGCGCCUUCCGCGAGCCCCGCGGCGCCCAGAGGUGCUGAUUUACGGACUGGGACCUGGGCCUUGACCUCUCCCACGCUGGGAGAGAGGUUCGGUCUAUCAAUCUCAGGGUCGGACUUCAUUUUUUUUUUUUUUUUUUUUUUAAAUCAAGCGCUGGGCCACGUUUUCCAAGACUUGCCAGUGUGUGCCCUUCCAGCUUCAGAAUUCCAGGCGCUCCCCUGCUCCUCUGGUGACACACUUGUGCAAGCGGUCACCGUUGCGUCAUGGGGCAGGGGUGGGGAGCUUCCUGUCGCCUAGCGUGGGUGUGGGGCCCGGGAGGCGGCUCCGGGGCGUAGACCGCCCUGGGGAGUGGGAGGAGUGCGGCCUGAGUCACUGCGCCCCGCCUCACCACCGCCGCGAGAGCCCUGCGAGUUUCUGAUUCAUUGUUUUUUUGUUUUUUAAUUUCCUCAUUUGUUUGUGCUAAGAGGUGGCGCGAUGUUCCCAGCCCGGAGCGUGACCUCCCUUGGACACACGGACACGCAACCCAGAUGGACCUUGGAGGGGUGGGAAGGGGGGGCGCCCUUGGCGCCCGGACUGAGCUGAGACGGAAGGAUGCCCGCCUGGGCGGUGGAGCCCUGUUUACCUUUCCCGCAGUGGGUGCCGUCUACCUGGCGUCUCUUUGGAAAUGUCAGCCAGGACAAUAAAGACCAUUGCAGUGGAAA